Molecule: messenger RNA, 2178 nt
Organism: Anarrhichthys ocellatus (wolf-eel)
Lineage: Eukaryota; Metazoa; Chordata; Actinopteri; Perciformes; Anarhichadidae
Product: arrestin domain-containing protein 3-like
Exons: 6
Coding region: 112-1569 (485 amino acids)
Biological process (GO): protein transport
Cellular component (GO): plasma membrane; cytoplasm
Source: RefSeq, a predicted model, not a curated record
GGUGGGGACGGAGUGCCCUUUUAGUCAAAGAAAGACGGGGUGGUCGCGUCUGAACAUGGGCAGGGUGGAUUGUAUGUUGUGUCCAUUCAUUUAACCAGUUUAGUCUUUACAAUGCCUGCAAUUCAAAGCUUAACGAUAACUUACGACGCGCUGAACGAGUAUGGCACGUUUUCGGAGGGAGACACGCUCACUGGGAAAGUAACACUGGCCUUGUAUAAAGAGACCUCCGUGGAGAGCCUGUUUGUGAAAGCCAAAGGAGACGCCAACGUCCGUUGGACGAAAAAGAGUGGCGAUCACACCCAUACAUACCAGGCACACACGAGAUAUUUUAAGCUGAAACAGUUUUUGAUCCCGGAGGACUCUAGGGAAACUGUAGUUCCCCAAGGAAUCCAUAUCUACAACUUCAGCUUAGACAUACCACCAGGAAGCAUGCCUUCAUCCUUCAAGGGACAUCAUGGAAAGAUUGUCUACAAGUUGGAAGCCAAGUUGUCCAGGAGUUGGAAGAUGGACCGAACAGUAGAAAAGGACAUACAUUUUGUCUCCAAGUCCUAUCCGAACCUUGUUUCUCUGAUGUCGCGCCAGGUUGGUUCAACAAAGAAAGAGAUGGGACUUUUCUCAAAAGGACAUGUACAUAUGGAUGUCAUCGUUGACAAGAGUGCCUAUGCCCCAGGUGAAACUAUGGCGAUUGUUGCAAAAAUCAACAAUUCCUCAUCCAAGGACAUGAUACCAAAAUUCAGUUUAAUCCAGGAUGUGGUGUACCGUGCCAAAAGCAGUACCAAACAUGCGAGCAGCGUUAUCCACAAAGUGGUUGACAACUGUAUUAAGCCCCGAACAGAGAGGGAUGUCAGGUGCGAAAUACAGAUUCCUCGUGUUCAGAUGCCAACGAUCCAGAAUUGUGACAUAAUCUCAGUGGAGUACCAUCUAAUGGCGUAUCUGGACAUCAGCUUCGCUUUCGAUCCAGAGAUAAAGUUCCCUGUGGUCAUUAUUCCUCCAGACCUCGCUCGUGGCUUUCAGCCUAGUGUUGCUGGGGGCCCCUAUCAUGCUGGGGCUGCUGGGGGCCCAAGCAACACAGGCUUCCCUCCCCCUGCGGCGUCCAUGGAUCCCUAUCCAUCGAAGGCUAUUGGGGGUCCAGGCAACAAUAGCUUCCCUCCCCCUGCUGUGUUUAUGGGUCCUUAUCCUGUAUCCCCACACUCAGGCAACUAUGGAUACCCAGGAGCCCAAAGGUAUUCAGCACCACCAGCUGUGUACCCUGCUCACCCGCCACACAUGAGUGGGGGCUACAAUAACCCAGUGCCACAACUGGCCUCCCCUUAUCAAUCUCCAUUUUCAUCUUCAUCGUCGUCUUCUGUGCUUCACCCUCCGCCUACUGUCCCAACAUUUCAACCACCCCCAUCUGCCCCAUCCCAUUGUCCUCCACCCUUUAGCAUAUCCCCAACUGCUCCUGCAUACAACCUGCUGUCUUCUGCACCAAUGAUGGACACAGACUUUCUGUCUCAAUCGAAUGAAGCUCCUCCAGCAUAUUCACUCCUUUUCCCGUCUUCUGCUACUGACAAAUCUGAUGCAAAAUAAUAGAAGGUAUGCUUAAUGACUGAAUCAGUUUCAUUGUGAUGUGAAAUACUAAUACGUAUCUAAAUGUAAAAUCUGAUCACCUAGAUCAUGUUUUGUGUUUUACAUUUUGAAGUGUGAAUUUGAAACUAAAAAGGCACUCUGUGCGAUAUUUACUGUUUGCAUGCAAACAAUUAUAUAGGAUUUAUGCAUUAUAUGGGAACGUUGUUUUCCUGUCAGUUCUUGUUGCUAAUUAGCUCUGUCCGGCUGCUCAAACCUCAGCCAUCCGGAUACCCUGUGUAUGUACACGUGCCUUGUUCAACUCAAAGAGUCCUUGACUGAACAUUUUUUCAACGUUAUAUAGUCUAUACCUGUUCUCUCUACCUCACUGUGGCUAGUUGAAAGAAACUGGACAAGUACUAUAUCAAAAAAUCUUUUCAUAUGUUUAUUUUAUAAAACGAUCAACUAACAAAAUAUGCAUUUUCUCUAUAUUUCCCAGUCUGCUAAAUUUAACACCAGACAACUACUUCUGUCUAUUUAAUUUACACGAUACUUAGCAAACCAGAUUUUUUUUUAUACUUGCCAACUGCCAGUGUUUUCUCUGACUUGUAGAUGUGAAUAAAGAAUUGCAAG